UCCAUUUAUGCUUUUAAAAUUGGAAUUACAAGAGUUAAAUUUCUUAAUUAUAAAUUCAUUUGAAAUGGUAAAUCUUCAUUUGAUAGAUUUGAAGCUUUGUUGUGCUCUUAAUAUUACUUAAAUUGAGACGAAAAAAGUAUUUUAUUGGUCAAGUAAAAGGUCAGAUUUGCAUUUUAUCGAUUUGAAGCUCUACUUACUUUACACAGAGAGAAAUGGAAGAAGUGCAAGUAAUAUCGAGAAUGCUAAUUGCAGCAGAAAAUGAAGUCGCCAAUAAGCAGCAUAUCGAUCUAACACCAUGGGAUCUCCGAUUCCCACUCCUCGGAACAAUUCAAAAAGGUCUUUUCUUUCACAAACCUACUCCGCAACAACAACAACAAAUCUUCAAAUCCUCAAAGUCCGGUUGCUUCAUCGAUCACUUGAAAACUUCCCUCGCGAAAACUUUACAGUUUUUCCCUCCUCUUGUUGGCCGAUUAGCAACUACUGUUAAUGUCGAUAAACAGAGCACUUCUUUCUUCAUUGACUGUAACAACGCUGGUGCCCAGUUUGUUCAUGCUGUUGCGCCUAGUACGACAAUGGCUUGUAUUUUGGAAUCUACAUACGUGCCUUGUGUGGUACCCUCUUUUUUUCCUUUAAAUGGAAUUCGAAAUUCCGAGGGGAUUUCAACGCCGUUGCUUGGGGUGCAAGUAACUGAGCUGGCAGAUGGGUACUUCAUUGGCUGCACGUUGAAUCACAUGGCUGGUGAUGGAGGUUGUUUCUGGCACUUUUUCAAUUCAUGGUCAGAGAUUUCUCGAGGUUUCGGAAAGAUCACAAGACUUCCUGAUCUACAGAGGUGGUUCCCCACGGAGAAGAAGAGUACUAGUACUGUUGUUCCAGUUGAGGUACCUCUGAUGCUCGAUGACAAGAUGUUGUUGGAUGAUGAGUUGAAGAUCAAACGACCUGUGUUGAAGGAAAGGGUGUUUCAUUUUAGUAGCGAAAGCAUAGCUACAUUGAAAGCCAAAGCCAACUCCGAAUUGAGAAUUGCUAAUACUAAUACUAAUACUAAUAUUUCAUCUCUUCAAGCUUUUUUGGCUCAUUUAUGGCUGUCUGUUACUCGUGCUCGUUGUCUUGAUGAAAAGGAAGAAGUUGCCAUCAGCCUCAUUAUAGGUACAAGGUCAAGAAUAGAACCACCACUAUCAGAAACCUAUUUUGGGAAUGCUGCAUAUCUAAUGCCAGUGAAGGCAAAUGCUGGAGAGCUACUAGAGAAAGGCAUAGGAUGGGCAGCCUUGGCAAUGAACAAGAUGGUUGCUUCUCAAGACUAUGUACAGGUGUUGAAUAACUACAAAGAAUGGCUGGAAAAUCCAUUGAUAUACAACAAGAGUACAGUGUUUGUAGGGUAUAGACUGGGAAUAAGUAGUUCUCCAAGGUUUAAUGUGUAUGGUACUGACUUUGGGUGGGGGAAACCAGUGGCUGUGAGGAGUGGCAUGGCAAAUAAAGGUGAUGGCAAAGUCACAAUCUUUUCUGGGGUUGAAGAAGGGAGUUUUGAUAUUGAACUGUGCCUUUUACCUGAGACUUUGGAAGCAUUAGGGAAAGAUGAAGAGUUUAUGGAGGUUGUCUCUGUUUAGAAUAUGCAUGGGUAGAGACAUGUAUGUCAUAUAUUACUCUCUCCGUCUCAAUUUAUGUGUCACCUUUCGGAUUUCGAGAUUCAAAUAAGUUGUGCUAAUUUGAUCAUACUUUUUCAAGUAUCUUUUAAAUAUUUCGACGAAUGGUCAAUCAUUGUGACUUAUAGCAUUUUUUUGUAAUUAAAAUUUUAUUUACCAAAUGGGCAUUAGUUGCUAGUUUACUCAA
Messenger RNA from Capsicum annuum, 1824 nucleotides. RefSeq lists its product as uncharacterized. The transcript has 2 exons. NCBI's taxonomy places the organism in Eukaryota, Viridiplantae, Streptophyta, Magnoliopsida, Solanales, Solanaceae. The record is from RefSeq and is a predicted model, not a curated record. Bases 213 to 1601 code for a protein of 462 amino acids.